Messenger RNA from Parnassius apollo (apollo), 468 nucleotides. The record is from the annotation of a GenBank genome assembly. Lineage: Eukaryota; Metazoa; Arthropoda; Insecta; Lepidoptera; Papilionidae.
AUGUUAUCUGCUAAAGACGGGGUGAGGCGGGAGUUGGGGAGUCUGAUACUGGACUACAAUAAUAAAACCGAUGCCCCAUCCUCUGAUUCAAUACCUAAGUCCGAGCAGGUGACAACAAAGAAGCCGGGAAUUUCAGACUUCUUAAAACAAAGAAGGACUGAGAGUGGUGUUCCAAAUGCGGCUGCUUCUGCAGUAAACAUCCUACGCAUGUAUAUGGAAAUCGAGAUUGACUCUGGGCGAGAAGACAGAAGAACAGAAGUCGCUGGCACUUACUGGAAAACAAAUAAACAUUUGGCGCCGCUUAAUAACAUGGCUUUAAAAUAUCUGUCAGUGCCAGCGACUUCUGUACCUUCGAAACGAAUGUUUUCAACUUCCGGCUAUUUCUUAUCAUUGCGAAGGAACAGGUUGCUAGGUGAUGCAGUAGAUCAACUUUAUUUUAUCCACCAAAAUUGUGAUUUAAUUAUUUAA